Molecule: messenger RNA, 717 nt
Organism: Periconia digitata
Lineage: Eukaryota; Fungi; Ascomycota; Dothideomycetes; Pleosporales; Periconiaceae
Source: the annotation of a GenBank genome assembly
UACCCUAAUACCCAACCUCCAUCACCACCACCAACCAUCACCAUGCAGUUCUUCCAGAUCGUUCUCUCGGGCGCUGCCCUCAUCUCUGCCGCCUUCGCCGUCGAGUUCAACGACGUCCCCAGCUCCUUCGAGCCCGGCAAGACCUACACCAUCACCUACUCCCCCAAGGACAACACCCCGACCACCAUCAAGCUCCGCCAGGGUGACCCCAACAACUUGGCUACUCUCUCCACCAUCACCACCUCUGCCACCGGUGGAACUUUCUCCUACACCGUUCCCCGUGACCUCCCCAACAGCCCCAGCUAUGCUCUUGAGAUCUCCCAGGCCGGCUCCGACCCCAACUACACCGGCUUGAUCCCCCUCACCGGCUCCACCUACUCGGCCAUCUCGAGCCUCAGCUCCGCUCUCUCCAGCGCCACCUCCAAGCUCUCCUCCGCUUCCAGCGCCGCCAGCUCUGCCAGCGCCUCCGUGACCGCCUCCACCACCAUGGCCACCACCACCUCGGUCGGAACCGCCUCGGGCGCUCCCUCCAGCUCCGCCGGCUCCAACAGCACCAUCGCCUCCAGCUCCAGGGUUCCCUCUGCUACCUCGGGUUCUCCUUCCAGCCCUACUGAUGGCAGCGCUCCUCCCCAGCAGUCCGGCAACUCUGCCGCUUUCCUUGCUUCCAGCCCCAUUGCCGUCAUCCUCGGCGCUGUCGCCGCCAUGGCCUACCUAUAA